Messenger RNA from Gekko japonicus, 4268 nucleotides. It is a transcript of the gene ZSWIM6, whose product is annotated as zinc finger, SWIM-type containing 6. The record is from RefSeq and is a predicted model, not a curated record. Gene Ontology annotation, cellular component: Cul2-RING ubiquitin ligase complex. Lineage: Eukaryota; Metazoa; Chordata; Lepidosauria; Squamata; Gekkonidae. Bases 1 to 3642 code for a protein of 1213 amino acids. Gene Ontology annotation, molecular function: zinc ion binding. The transcript has 16 exons.
AUGGCGGAGCGCGGUCAGCUCCCUCUCCCCGCCAAGCGCCUCUGCUGCAGACCUGGCUACGGCGCCGGGUGCAGGCCAGGCCAGCGGGCGAUUGGUGGCGGCGAAGGAGGCCUGGGCGGCGGCGGCGGCGGCGCGCUAUGCGUCGCGGGACCCUCCUCCUCUGCCGCCGCCUCCUCCUCAGCGGCGAUCGCCUUCUCGCCCGCCCUCGCCGCCGCCUAUGCAGCGCUGGGGGUGCUGCCGCUGGGCAAGACGCAGAGCCCGGAGUCGCUGCUGGACAUCGCGGCGCGGCGCGUGGCGGAGAAGUGGCCGUUCCAGCGGGUGGAGGAGCGGUUCGAGCGCAUCCCGGAGCCCGUCCAGCGCCGCAUCGUCUACUGGUCCUUCCCCCGCAGCGAGAGGGAGAUCUGCAUGUACUCCUCCUUCAACACCGGCGCCGCCGCCGAGGACGCCGCCGCCAGCAACGUCUCGGUGGCCGCCGCCGCCGCCGCUCCCGGCGGGGGAUCUAGCGCCGUCGGGUCCACGGCGUACCGAAGCUGUGAUAUUCCUGUAUUGCAAUUUAACAAUAUAGGUGCUGAAUGUGAAACUUCAUCAGAGGUGAAAGUUGAGAGGAUGUUUGCAGAGCAGCAUCCCCAAUCACCUGGAAGGAGUAUGCACAUGGACACUUCCUCAGCAGGUUUCCACCUGAGUGGCACAGUGACCGAGCCUGCAGCACAAUCGGAGCCAGAAACUGUUUGCAAUGUAGCUAUCAGCUUUGAUCGUUGCAAGAUUACCUCAGUGACCUGUAGCUGUGGAAACAAAGACAUAUUUUACUGUGCCCACGUCGUGGCUCUUUCUUUAUACCGGAUCCGCAAGCCAGAUCAGGUCAAACUGCAUCUUCCCAUUUCAGAGACUCUAUUUCAAAUGAACAGAGACCAGCUACAAAAGUUUGUACAGUAUUUGAUCACAGUGCACCACACAGAAGUUUUGCCAACAGCUCAAAAAUUAGCAGACGAAAUUCUUUCUCAAAAUUCGGAGAUCAAUCAAGUUCAUGGUGCCCCUGACCCAACAGCAGGUGCUAGCAUAGAUGAUGAGAAUUGCUGGCAUCUGGAUGAAGAGCAGGUCCAGGAGCAGGUCAAACUCUUCCUCUCCCAGGGUGGAUACCACGGAUCAGGGAAGCAGCUCAACUUGCUUUUUGCGAAGGUGCGAGAGAUGCUAAAGAUGAGAGAUUCCAACGGCGCUCGAAUGCUGACGUUGAUAACGGAACAGUUUAUGGCCGACCCGCGCCUGUCGCUGUGGAGGCAACAAGGAACAGCAAUGACGGACAAAUAUAGGCAGCUUUGGGAUGAGCUAGGUGCUCUUUGGAUGUGCAUAGUCUUAAAUCCCCAUUGCAAGAUGGAGCAAAAGGCCAGUUGGUUGAAGCAGCUGAAAAAAUGGAACAAUGUUGAUGUUUGUCCCUGGGAAGAUGGGAACCAUGGAAAUGAUCUGCCCAGUCUAACCAAUGCUUUGCCUCAGGGUGCAAAUGCAAUCCAAGAUUCAUCAAACAGGUCUCACCGGACAGUGUUCACUCGAGCCAUUGAGGCAUGUGAUCUCCACUGGCAGGACAGCCACUUGCAGCACAUAAUCAGCAGUGACUUGUACACCAACUACUGUUACCAUGAUGAUGCUGAAAACUCGCUUUUUGACUCUCACGGGUGGCCCCUCUGGCACGAACAUGUGCCUACGGCCUGUGCAAGGGUGGACGCAUUAAGGUCUCAUGGCUAUCCGAGAGAAGCAUUGCGACUGGCGAUAGCUAUUGUUAAUACCCUAAGGAGGCAGCAACAGAAACAGCUGGAAAUGUUCCGGUUUCAGAAGAAAGAACUUCUCCACAAAGGAGUAACCUCUAUCACUAACCUAGAAGGCUGGGUUGGACACCCACUGGACCCAAUUGGUACUCUCUUCAGUAGCCUUAUGGAAGCCUGUAGGGUGGAUGAAGAGAGCUUCCAUGUGUUCUCAGACUUCACAGAGAAUAUGGGCCAGUGCAAAUCUCUGGAGUACUAUCACCUGCCUGUGCACAAGUUCUUAGAAGAAGGAGAGUCUUACGUAACGCUGGCUGUGGAAGUAGCACUGAUUGGACUGGGGCAGCAGCGGAUCAUGCCAGACGGCUUGUAUGCACAAGAGAAAGUUUGUCGGAAUGAGGAGCAGUUGAUUUCAAAGCUACAGGAAAUCGAACUUGAUGACACGCUGGUGAAGAUUUUUCAAAAGCAAGCAGUCUUCCUAUUAGAAGCCGGGCCCUAUAGCGGUCUAGGUGAAAUCAUCCAUCGAGAGAGUGUUCCAAUGCACACAUUUGCCAAGUAUCUCUUCACCUCUCUCCUACCUCAUGAUGCUGAACUGGCAUACAAAACUGCACUGAGAGCAAUGCGUUUACUAGUAUUGGAAUCAACAGCUCCAUCAGGAGACAUGUCUCGCCCACAUCACAUAGCAUCAGUGGUUCCAAACCGGUAUCCACGUUGGUUCACCCUGAGUCACAUUGAAUCUCAGCAGUGUGAGUUGGCAUCAACCAUGCUAACAGCAGCCAAAGGUGACGUUCGAAGGCUUGAAACAGUGUUAGAAUCUAUCCAGAAAAAUAUUCACUCCUCAUCACACAUCUUCAAGCUUGCCCAAGAUGCAUUCAAAAUAGCAACACUCAUGGACAGCUUGCCGGAUAUCACCCUUUUGAAAGUGUCGCUGGAGCUGGGUCUUCAGGUGAUGCGGAUGACACUAUCAACAUUGAAUUGGCGGCGGCGGGAGAUGGUGAGAUGGUUGGUAACAUGUGCAACAGAAGUAGGUGUUUAUGCACUGGAUAGCAUCAUGCAAAGCUGGUUUACACUUUUUACUCCAACCGAAGCUACGAGUAUCGUUGCUACCACAGUGAUGUCCAACAGCACCAUAGUCCGCUUGCAUCUAGACUGCCAUCAGCAGGAGAAACUGGCCAGCAGUGCUAGGACGCUUGCUCUUCAGUGUGCCAUGAAGGAUCCUCAGAACUGUGCCCUCUCUGCACUGACCUUGUGUGAAAAGGAUCAUAUAGCUUUUGAGACUGCUUACCAAAUCGUCCUUGAUGCUGCUGCCACCGGCAUGAGCUACACGCAGCUUUUCACUAUAGCACGAUACAUGGAACAUCGUGGUUACCCAAUGCGGGCCUACAAACUAGCCACCUUGGCCAUGACGCAUCUCAACCUGAGUUACAAUCAGGACACGCACCCUGCCAUUAACGAUGUUCUAUGGGCGUGCGCACUCAGCCAUUCCCUUGGGAAAAAUGAGCUAGCAGCUAUAAUACCUCUAGUGGUCAAAAGUGUCAAAUGUGCAACAGUGCUGUCGGACAUCUUGCGUAGAUGUACUUUGACCACUCCUGGAAUGGUGGGACUUCAUGGGCGAAGGAACUCUGGCAAGCUCAUGUCAUUGGACAAAGCCCCCCUGAGGCAACUUCUGGAUGCUACGAUUGGAGCAUAUAUUAAUACCACACAUUCUCGGCUCACGCACAUCAGUCCACGGCAUUAUAGUGAGUUUAUAGAAUUCCUGAGUAAGGCCCGAGAGACUUUCUUAAUGGCUCAUGACGGACACAUUCAGUUUACACAGUUCAUUGACAACCUAAAACAAAUCUACAAAGGCAAAAAGAAACUGAUGAUGUUGGUUCGUGAACGGUUUGGUUGACAAAAUGUGUGAAUGGGGGGAGGGGGGGAAGGACUGGGAGGGUGGUAUGUUUUUACUUGAGCCUGCCUUUGUAUCCUUUUUAACUUAAAAACCAGAGCCACACCGGUAUUAUAUGUGUAUAGUUAUAUACUGAGUUUGCAAAACUAAAUUGCAUUGUUGUGAAAGUUUGUGUAUUUUUUUUCCUUUUCCUGUUGUUGUUGUUUUUUUUGUAUGAAUGAUUGAGAGGCUUAAAAAAACAAGUUUGGUUUACACUGAGUAUAUGUUGUCAAGUGGCAAAAGCCCACAGAGCUCUCCUAUUCCUUCUGUAUACGUUCACAGCCUCAAAACAAAAUAUAUAUAUUGCAAUGGCUUUAAAAAGAAGAAGAAAACCAAACAAAAACACCUCCAUCCUGUGAUAAGUACCUCGAAUGGCUCCAGCUUUACUCCUUUGUAACUCAUCCUGACAUUUCAGCUUACUUAAAUGAACCAACCACACAGAAAUAACAAAAUAGUUUCAAAGGCUGACCCAUGUGGCUUUGCAGUGCUUGUUCAUCCAGAAGCAUGGCACACGAUUUGCUUGUGCAUGUGGAAACUUAGCGACUGUCAACAUACAUUCUCAGGGAUUUAUCUGAAAAAAAAUUAAAGAA